GCGGCCGGCGCUGAGGGGCGGGAGCGGGGGCUCGUGUUCGGUGAGAACUAAACCAGAUUAAGACAAUUCAGCAGAUGAACACACAUUACUGCUGAUGAUGCACGAUCCCAGCCUCUUUCACAGCUUCCUGACAGUGUAUGUUUGCUCAAAGAGCUCCUUGGGGACACAGAGCACUGUUCAAAGUCAGUAGGUGUCCUUAUGGUACAUCAUCUGCCCAGUCACCAAGUACAGCCAUUUUGGACUAUUUUUAGGGAUAGGGAGAAUCUUUCUCAGGAAGAUUUGGGAUGGCACAGCCUCGUAUCUCAGCGUACCUCCCCCCUGACAUAGACCCCACCAAAGCUGCUCUGGCCUUUGGGAGGAGAGCCCUUCCUAAGCUGAAUGAGGAGCUGCAGUCUCCCGAGCUGCUGACACAGCAGCGGGCGCUGGUGGCUCUCUGCGAUCUGGUCCACGAUCCAGAAAAAGUCUACGAGGCAAUAGCAUUAGGAUUCUUGGACAGCCUGAAGGCUUUGCUGGUGCAUGAAGACCGAACUGUCCGGCAGAAAACAACAGAAGUUCUCUCUGUAAUGGCUUUGCACAGUAUUGGCAGGGAAGGGCUCAUACGAAGGGGAGUCAUCUCUGCCCUGGCUGGGCUCCUGGAUGAUCCGGUGGAUAUCUGUCGGAAGAACACCCAUCAGGUCUUUGACAUGCUGGCAAGAUUACCUGAAGGGGCUGGUGGUGUCCUGCAGGCUGGUUUGAUUCCCCCACUGGUCCUGAAGUUGGAGACAGAGUUGGAUGAGAUCCAGGAGCUGAUCCUGGGUACCCUCUCCAACUGCCUCCGUGUGGAGGUUUCUGAAGCCCUGGCAGCUGGUGCUGUCCCUGUGCUGAAGGAAAAGCUCUCACACCCCUACUCAGCCAUCAGGAGCAAAGCAGCCUGGGUCCUCUUAGAAAUCAGCUCCCACGCCGAGGGCAAGAUCGCCGUGUUUGAGGAGGAGGUGAUUCCUGUGCUGCUGAGCCUGCUGGAGGACGCGCAGCCCGCAGUGCAAGUGAACUCAGCGGGAGCGCUGAUGUUCGCUCUUGUUACACCUCAGGGGAGAUCCUCAGCCAUGGGUGCUGCAGCCAUUCCACCUUUACUGGCGCUGGUUGCUGAGGAAACCAGCAAAGCGCGUUUGAACGCAAUCAAAGCCCUCACCCUGCUGGCGGAGCUGCCGGAGGGCCGCCAGACGCUGCUGGAGCACAGGGACACCUUCCAGCGGUGUCUGGAUGAUCCCAGCGAGGCCGUGCAAAGAGCUGCCGAAAUCGCCAUCACCGUCAUCGACUGGAAACCCUUCUGCAGCCGCGAUCUUUUCUAG
Molecule: messenger RNA, 1328 nt
Organism: Melospiza georgiana
Lineage: Eukaryota; Metazoa; Chordata; Aves; Passeriformes; Passerellidae
Gene: RSPH14
Product: radial spoke head 14 homolog
Exons: 7
Coding region: 285-1328 (347 amino acids)
Biological process (GO): vesicle-mediated transport; intracellular protein transport
Cellular component (GO): membrane coat
Source: RefSeq, a predicted model, not a curated record